AAUUGUCCUAGAUAUAUUGGAUGUAGAAAAAAAUUUGGCUGUUGUAUUAAAUUAAAUUGUAAUAGAAAUAUUGAUUGUAAUAGUGCCAAAUGUGAAAGAAUUUGUAAUGAUGCUGAUAGCAAAGUAGCUUGUAAUAGUGCUGAUAGUAACAUAGCUUGUAGUGAUGCUAAAGAUAGAAUAACAUAUAAUGGUGCUAAAGGUGAAGAUACUUGUAUUGUUGAAGGUAAAGUACCUUGUAAUGAUGAUAAUAGCAAAGAUUUUUGUAAUAAUUCUGAAGGUAAUACUAAAGGUGAUGUUGAAGAUA
Racocetra fulgida is the source of this 304-nucleotide messenger RNA. The record is from the annotation of a GenBank genome assembly. Lineage: Eukaryota; Fungi; Glomeromycota; Glomeromycetes; Diversisporales; Gigasporaceae.